Messenger RNA from Perca flavescens (yellow perch), 2390 nucleotides. Its product is annotated as SH2 domain-containing protein 7. NCBI's taxonomy places the organism in Eukaryota, Metazoa, Chordata, Actinopteri, Perciformes, Percidae. The transcript is spliced from 9 exons. The record is from RefSeq and is a predicted model, not a curated record. Gene Ontology annotation, cellular component: cytoplasm. The coding region runs from base 654 to 2132 and encodes 492 amino acids.
GCGGAAAAGUUUCUACCUUCAUAAGGAACUCCUUCCCCGCAGUGCGGAUCUCAAACUGACCCUCUUCGCUCUCCACAUCGUAGCUGAAGCACGCAUCGCCUAUCUCGAUGUGCCCGAGCGGCAAGGCAUCUUGGGGAGUCUUGAAGUGAUACAAAUAACAUUUCCUCGGAUCGUACACGAACCACCUCGGCUUGUAACCCCUAAGAGGCCCCUUACCGGACAGUUUGUUCAAGUAGCCGCACAGCUUGGAGGCCUGCUCCUUCGCUCCCUCGACCUCGGCCACAUCCACAGACCUGCAGGCCACAAUCCGGGAAGCUGUGCAGGAGUUUGCGUCGCAGCCAUCCUCCUCUUCGUGCAUCUUCUUUCCUCGAAGUUUCUUCUUCGUGCAGCGCAGCGGAUGCCCACUCCUGUUUCCAUCCGCAUGACAGCCUGCCUCUUGGAGAGGGGGAGCAUGGGAGAUGUAGUGUAUUUCAACGGUGACGUGGUGUUACUUGUGUAUGUUUGAGGAUGCAUUACCGCUGGGUGGUGGUGUUUGACCAGAUGUGCAACCUGAGACACUCCAGCUGCUAAUGUGUCAUACUCCCUCAGAACACCUUCGGUUGGAUGUUACAGACUGUUCAGAAGUUGAGAGAAGCAUUUGAAAGUUUGCUGAAAUGACACCAGGUUCAAACUGCACACGCUUAAGGACAGGGAUUGAAAGAAAUUGCUGUGUACGGUACAAACAACAGAAACCCAGAUCAGGGUCAGUGACAAAGGAUCCCAGACCUAGAAAAUCCCCCUGCCUCAGGACCUGUCUGACAUUUUGCUUUAAGGACCAGGCAAGGAUGGAGCAAAGGGAGUCACCAGUGGAUUCUCAUGUUGAGGGGACUGAAGGAAGACUCAGGGAAUUGGCUUCAAAGUGGUUCAUAGAGACUCAAGUUCCACUCAUUGUCCACAACGGCUUCUUCCCCACUUGGUUCCUGGGCUUCAUCACAAGAAAGGAGGGUGAAGAAAUACUCAGAGAAAAGGAGCUGGGCUGUUUCCUAAUCCGUCUCAGUGAUAAGGCCAUCGGAUACAUACUGUCUUAUAAAGGCAGGGAUCGGUGUCGACAUUUCGUGAUAAACCAAAGUGAAUCAGGGCAGUUUUUCGUUUGUGGAGACACUAAAGGGCACGACUCUGUCUCUGAUCUCAUAGAAUACUACAAGACUAGCUCCAUUCAGCCGUUUGGAGAGUACCUGACAUCUUCGUGUUUUGAGGCACUGGAUAAAGAGCUGUACGAUACCAUCCAGGUUAGCCCUAAAGAAAAGCCUGUGGCCUGUGAAGCUGUGAAGAACAUACGAAAACCACAGAUGAAAUCGGCCUCAGUGCAGCCGCCUGCACGACCACCAAAGAGCAACAGGACACUAGAGGAAGUACCACCUUUGCCUCGGAGGAGCAGGCACCUUGAUAGUGGCCCCGUAAAUGACAUUUUGUAUGCUCAGCUCAGGAAGCAAAUACCUAGGGAGAUACCGAGAUCCCGACACAUCUGUCAGGACAAUUUCCCUGGCAAUAAUCCAGGGAGAGCUGGGAGAUCCCCAACCCAGGAUCAGAGCAGGUGUAGUCCUCCAGCUGGACCAGAGUCUGUAUAUUGUGAGCUCGGCCUGUUGGACACCAAGAGCAGAUCUCUAACGCUUCUGGACAACAACUCUGAUGGAGAGCAGUCUUGCAGGCUGAGUGCACCCCCCCACACACCACCAAGACUUUCCCCCAGGCCGGUCAGACAAGCCAAUUACUUUGGCCCGGCGCCAGAGAGGACAGACUCGUGCAGCAGAGCCAGCAGCUGCAACAGCCUGGAAAACAUGAGUGACAGCGCUGUCUAUCACCUGGCUGGCAGGCCUGGUAGCCCACACACUACACCCUCUGGGGCCAGAUCAUCGGCAGCAGAGCAGCACAGUGGUUCAGUGUAUGAUGAGGUCCCCAUUGAAGCCACCGUUGGCCGCUUUCUUCAUAACAAUACAUAUGAGCUGAUUCCUGGCCACGAGAACACACCUCAACCCAACAGCAGCACUUAUGAGCCUCUGGAGAACAUCAGGCCCAAACAUAACCACUCUUCCUGGGGGUUGAAGAACGAUAAAUGGAAAUGGCUGUUUCCUGAGGCCAAGAGGAAAUGGUGAAAAGGUUACCUUACCAGCUGCUGAUGAAAAUGUUCACUAAUUGUACUCUGACACUACAGUGGCUGCCUAAUAUACAGAACACUCUGUGAAAGCUUCUUUUACAUAUUCAACAUUACUUUACAUGUUCAUAGCUAUUCAAAUGACAUCUUCUGUAUUUUUGCUUUUUAAUGUAUUUAUUUAAAAAUGAUUAUGCAUUUACAUUUAAAUAAAUGAGAGAUUCAAGAAGGAAAAGUCAUAAUUCUUUUCUCCAGAGAAAAA